Messenger RNA from Centropristis striata (black sea bass), 1963 nucleotides. Its product is annotated as zinc finger protein OZF-like. The transcript is spliced from 2 exons. The record is from RefSeq and is a predicted model, not a curated record. Gene Ontology annotation, biological process: regulation of transcription by RNA polymerase II. The coding region runs from base 214 to 1665 and encodes 483 amino acids. Gene Ontology annotation, molecular function: RNA polymerase II cis-regulatory region sequence-specific DNA binding; DNA-binding transcription factor activity, RNA polymerase II-specific. Gene Ontology annotation, cellular component: transcription regulator complex; PcG protein complex. NCBI's taxonomy places the organism in Eukaryota, Metazoa, Chordata, Actinopteri, Perciformes, Serranidae.
CGUACUAGUACCGAAAGAAGAACCGACUUCCCCUGUCAAAUAAGACAAGACAGCUCUAUGUGACAGCGGAAUGAAAAAUAACUCACUGCACACUGUCGGAACUUUAACAGUGUGACAUUCAACGGAAGUAAACAACACAAGCUGUUGUAGCGUUAGCUCUGCGAUAUUGUAGCCGUUGUCCAGAUAAACUACUUAAUUUGUAAUUAGGCAACAAUGUCUUCAGUUGAGCAUUUGAGAGAGUUUGUCAAUGAGCGACUAACUGCUGCUGCUGAAGAAAUAUUUGGCGUUUUUAAGAAAACUAUUGUGCAGUACGAGGACGAGAUCGACCGUCAGCGCAGACUGUUGGAUAUCGUUUGGAAACCUGAAAUAUAUUUGCACAGGAUAGAGCUCCCACAGCAACAUGUCUGUGAGGAGGAGGAGGAGGAGGUUCCUGCUGACCAGCAGCUCUGUCUUCAGGAGAGGAACUCCAGUUUUGUCCAAGGGGACCCAGAGCCUCCUCAGAUUAAAGAGGAACAGAAGGAACUCAGCACCAGUCAGGAGGGAGAGCAGCUUGUAGUCAAACAGGAGACUCUUACUUAUGAGGAAAGUGACCACCAGCUCCUCUUUCACAACUCUCAUGCAGCUGAGAGCCAAGAUCAGAACGGAGGCAAGCAUGGACCCUCAGGAUCAGCUAGAAAUGCAGAACCAAAACCACAGAAGAUCCACCAUGAUACUCACGCAGGAAAAAGGGUUUUCCAAUGUGACGUUUGUAGGAAAGCUUUUAAGUUUAAGUACCAAUUGUAUAUACACUGGAGAGUCCACACAGGUGAGAAGCCAUAUUCUUGCAAAAUAUGUGGAAAUAAUUUCAGAUUUAAUAGCGGCUUUCAGGCUCACAUGAGAACACACACAGGUGAGAAGCCGUUUGCAUGCAAAACAUGUGGGAAAGCGUUCAGACUUAGUAGUAAUUUGAUAGGGCACAUGAGAACUCACACAGGUGAAAAGCCAUAUGUUUGCAAGACCUGCGGGAAAGGAUUCUGUGAGAUGUCGGUAUUAAAAAGGCAUGUGAGAAUCCACACCGGUGAGAAGCCGUAUGUUUGCGAAGCUUGCGGGAAAAGAUUCUGUCAGAUGUCAAUAUUGAAGAACCACACGAGAAUCCACACAGGUGAGAAGCCAUAUACUUGCAAAACAUGUGGGAGAGCUUUUGGACGUAACGGGGACUUGAAAGUCCACAUGAGAAUUCACUCUGGUGAGAAACCAUAUACUUGUAAAAUAUGUGGGAGAGCUUUCAUACGUAAUGGUGAAAUGAUAGCCCACAUGAGAAGAGCCCACAGCGAUGAGAGACCACACAUUUGCAAGAUUUGCGGGAAAAGAUUCUGUGACAUGUCCGUGUUGAAAAGCCACAUGAUAAUCCACACGGGUGAGAAACCAUAUACUUGUAAUACAUGUGGGAAAGCUUUCAAACGUAACGGUGACUUGGUAGUUCACAUGAGAACUCACUCAGGUGAGAGGCCGUAUUCUUGCAAAACAUGUGGGAAAGAUUUUAAAUCCAGCAGUAACUUAAAAGGCCACAUGAGAACGCACACAGGUGAAAAACUGUGUCAUGACAGCACAGAGGUUCCACUUACAGUCACACCCAUACAGGGAAGUCAUAUACUUGAAAAACGUGUGGAGGAGAUUAUAGAAUGAAGAGUUGCAUGAUGGACCACAUGAAAAUAGCCCGUGCUGAAGAGAAACCAUAUUGUUGCAUUACAUGUUGAAAACUAAUCAUUAAAUGUUCACAAUAUACUGUUGUGACAUCAAAAAUGGCAUUUUAUAACAUGAGAACUUAGUAUAUUGUUACGCUUUUGGAGAAUUAACAAAUUUAAUGUUGUUCAUUUUUUCAAUUUGAGUGAGUUCUACUGCAUGCUUGGGUUGAGAUGAGGUGAGGUCUUGCAAGUAGGGAGAAGGUUUGUGGAAUUAAACAAUAAAUAAAUAUACUCUGAGG